Messenger RNA from Toxorhynchites rutilus septentrionalis, 10445 nucleotides. RefSeq lists its product as uncharacterized. The transcript has 5 exons. Gene Ontology annotation, molecular function: nucleic acid binding. Bases 4053 to 5000 code for a protein of 315 amino acids. The record is from RefSeq and is a predicted model, not a curated record. Lineage: Eukaryota; Metazoa; Arthropoda; Insecta; Diptera; Culicidae.
UCGUAUGCAGCAUAAAGUGACGAAGGUUCCGACGGUGACCCGACGGGAUCCAGUGCUGGUUCAGUAUUGAAGCGCUUCGGUUCGCCGUGGCUUUUUUAGAAUAUCGCGCGAUCUUCCAAACACCUAAGGCGCCGUGUAUCGUGCUUCCGAGUGAGUACUUGAACACCCCCAACAACGUUGGCAUAUAAAAGGAUAAUACUAACGAGUGAGGCAGACGGGAACACAACAAAGUGAUGAAACAAACAAAUCCAAACUUAAGCUGGUUCAUGAAAUUUUGUAUUGUGUGUGUGUUUGUUUUCGUUUCGUGUCUCACCUGGCCUGGUUCACGGCUGAUCGAUUAAUAUCCCGUGAGUCGGUGAGAAGAAGUUAGUGAAGAGUGAGAGUGAGCAAGAAAGUGUGGAAGUGUGGUAGUGUUCGUCGAGGGAGAACGGUGUCAGGAUAACUGGAUUUUUCGUGGCUCACUAAACAGACACUGCUGCUGCCGCUGCGGAAAUUGAAAAAAAGGGGGUCACAAGGACAAAAGGUGCAACCGGUCCGGCCUUACCAUUGAGCGGUGAUAUUCAGCGAGGCGAAUUAUCUGCAAUCGGGAGAUUCAUUCAAUAUUGUCAUGCUGUGGAACUGCGGAACUUAUCAUCGAAACCCAAAUUGAUUAUAUCGGCGGAAGUCGCGGAAAGAUUUAUUCCGACCAACUCGCGAUUUUGAUUCUGAGCCGUGAUUGAUUAUUUAUUAGAUGAACGAAUCUCAGACAAGGACAAAAAAGAAAACGAUGGCUGAGAGUCUAAUGGACUUCUAAUGAACCGUGGUGGAUUGAACAGAAAUUGCAACUUCUUCGAGUCGAAAAAUCCACCCUCACGUAUACUGAAGCUACCGGAAAUCGAAAUGGUGUUGACGCGAACAUAACAGCAUUUUGAAUUCCGCCGCGAAGAAAAUCAUUCCGAUAUGAUUUGAUUUGUAUCUUAUUUCGCUCGGAGCAAAGCUGUAAUCCGCUGGAAAUGAGAUUGAAUGGUCGAGCUAAAACACAUAACCAGGAUGAGACAGUUGCUGAUGAAAUUGUGUGGAAGUGUCCUUAACGCUGUGAACGAUGUUAUGAAAGCGUCGAGCAUUUGAAGCACAGUUGUCGGUCAGGAUUUAUCAAUCCUGUGCGAUCUGCUGCCGACGACGACGGCGAAGCUGGUCGAGAAAGAUACCCUGAUCAUCUUGUACAAGAGCCUCAAGAUUCAACAGCAUGUAAGGAUAACGGAACAAUAACAAAUCUGGCAUCCCUCCACUCGGUUGGAAGUUGACUGGCGUUAAACAUCAAGUUGAGCAUCGAUAUAUCCAUAUUAUGAGACCCAUUAAAGAUGAUCCACCGGAGUGCAAAUCAGAAGCACAGAUCAUACGUGCCGCAGAUAAGCAAACAGUUAACAUCACCUGCGAUAUCGACGCUAAUCCGAUGGUAAUUUAUUUAUUCGCAUUUAAUGUUUGUAAAUUGUUCGACCAUUAAUACUAGACCUCUUCCUACGCACACCCGAUUCUGCUCUUCCGGUGGCAAUUGAAGUAACUCAACGGAAAGCAUGCUCAGCGGCUCAGUUUUCCCUUGUGAACGAAUGUCGGAUCCGAGCUGCACCACCGGCUGGCGCUGGCAGAGUCCGGCAAUCCGGUCCCCCGGAGAGCAUCCGCACCAUCACAAUGUUCUGGUGGGAUCUCAAGCCUAGUGGGAAUGGUGCGCUGCAAGUUGGAAUGCCACCGGUAGCCCCAGCGGGGUCGAGUGGUUCGCUAGCGUUCGGAACGAUCACCUGCCGGCCACCACAAACACGUACGACCAGAGUGGCCACGGGGUGCUAUCACGGUCCCGGUGGCAGGUUAGUUCAUUUGUUUUAUUCAGAGGGUGCGAAUCGUUUCACCAAAGCAGCAGCAGCAGUGAGACUGGAUCACGCUACGCAGCGUUCGAAAUUAUUUAAUCCUACUUUUAUUGCAACGAGGAUUGCUAUCCGUUGUGGUUUUAUUCCGCUCGGGGUGUUUAACAUCAAUGUGGUUCUGUUUCCAUGCGUUAUUUCUGAUUCGAUUGCAUUAACUCAAGCAUGAAUUAGAGUAACAGAGUCGUAGUGUGUGUAUCAUUCGGAUAAUGCGUGUAUGUUCUGUAAUCUAGCGAUAAAUAUUAAAUCUAUUUUGUAUAGGAUGGAACGAUAGAUUGAAUCCGCUUAGUAUCAGUCGAUAAGUAAUAUAGAUUGAUAAUUACGUGUUAUAUGUAAAGUGCGGAAGGUGUAUAAUUUUCCCCAUAGUUUGAUUUCAAUUACCAGUCUUUUCACAAAGUCACAAUCACUCCAAACAUCCAUUAUUGAUCAAUAUUGUCACUAUUAGAGCAGUAAGAAGACCUUCUCUGGUGGGAGUUAAAUUAACCAUAAGCUAUUCUCCCUCUCUAAGGAACGAUGCUGUUUUUUUUCAACCACUGUCGCUAUUCCCUCAGGGACUAAGUCUGCAAAUGCAAACCCUUCCGUUGGUAACGAUUGCGAGAAUGGACCUACAAGCGAGCGGACCAUGUUCGCUGCGAUUUGACAAGGGGAAUGGAUGGGACGGUGGAAACACAAACGGUACCCCGAAGGAUUGCGGUACAACAUGAACGACGGAAAAAAUCCUUCCAUGAAGUAACCAAAUUAAUAAAACCCAUGUCGGUGUUGGACCAGCCCAAACCAGUGGAGUUUUUUUUUGUAAAAUUUUGUUUUCAACUGGCUAAACGACCAUUUUACAGCAAUAAUUCAUUUUCAGGGCUGGGUGAGUUUCUCGGAAAAUCAUAAAUACGCUUCACUUGAUGUUUUGGAUAACGAUGUCUGCAAUUCCACAACACGAAUACGUAUGUGAACACAUUUUUUAUUUUAGCAGAUCUCGUGAACAAAGUAAAUUUAGUAAUGAAAAUUAUUUUCCUCACUUAAAACUUUGGAACCGAGUAUAUUCGGUGCUUGUGAGUAAUGUUGAGUCUUUAAUCAAUGACAUAUUUGAAAUUUAAUGUGUAUAACAAUUUACUACAAAUUUGUUAUUACAGCGAUUCCAUGCCAAACCGAUAUAGUGGUUCUCAGAUUGGUAAUGAAGUGCUAAUUUUGUUCUUUAUCGCAAAAUAUUUGACCCGUAUUUUUUUAUUUUUUACUAGGGUGCCCAUUUUCAUUUUAGGGUAGUUCGAAAAUCAAUUUUUUCCACUUUUUCCCAAAAAUGACUAUUAUUAUUCAAAAACUCAUAAAUUUUGAAGCACUGAACCGAUUUAGAUGAUAGACAUAUUAAGUUGAAGCUAAUCUUUCAUUCUUGCAAAAAAAAAUGGAUUUCAAUUUCGUAAUUAUUGAUUGUAGUUGUUUUUUAUUCUUUUCAUGGCUUUGGACUAGAGGGCGCCACAUUUAAAAAAAAAUCCUUGAAAGCUGACGAUUUUUUACAUAACAUACCGUUCUGAAUCAUAUUUCGGACACUUUGUUUUAAUAUCUUGAAAUGCUUAAUGCACUGAUUCCAUAACUAUAAAAUUAAUAUCACAAUUGCUUCUUUAGAGUAACCCCUUGAUUUCACUAUCAUUUCAUAUGAAAACUACAUUUGAAUUUUAACAUAAUCGGCAAAAAUCUGACAACACUACUCAUUAUCGUUUGUAUUUGACGUUUGCUUAGCGUGAGAACGUAGAAUUUACCCGUUCAUAAAUAUUUAAAUUUGUCCCGUGUUUCGUCAGUUAACAGUUUACUGUGAUUGCUUGGUAAGUGUUUCGCAGUUGACUAUAAAAUAUAAUCAAGUACCGUUCUGAAUCAUAUUUCGGACACUUUGUAAUAAUAUCUUGAAAUGCUUAAUGCCCUGAUGAUAUAACUAUGAAAUUAAUAUCACAAUUGAUUCUUUAGAUUAUCCCCAUGGUUUCACUAUCAUUUUAUAUUAGAUUUACUUUUGAAUUAUAACAUAAAGGGUGUGUCACAUCAAAUUGCAUCACGGAAAAAACGCUGUAGAAAUUUAAUUUUUAGGAAUUAUAUCUUCAGCUUUCGCUUAUAAUCAGAUAAGAGUGUAUAGAUCACGUUGGCCAUGCUUCACUGUCAAUUUUUCGUAAAUUUGGAAAAAUGUCGUCGAACGAAAAAGAGCGUCGUGAAUUAAUCCUGCGCACUCAUUUCGAGAAUCCGGAGUUGUCACAUCGGGACAUCGGUAAGAUGCUGGGAAUCGGCCAAUCCACGGUCAGCAGAGUACUAAAACGAUACUUCGAGAACCUAAUCAUCGACCGGAAGGUGGAGAACGGCAAAAAUGGAUGCUCCGUCAGUGAAAAAGAUCACAAGCGCGUAGUUAAGCAGCUAAGACGUGAUCCGAGAAGUUCGGUCCGGGAUGUCGCCAAUAAGCUGAAUUUGUCAAGUUCAUUCGUCCAGCGGACCAAGCAGCGGGAGGGCCUGCGUACAUACAAGGUUCAGAAGGCUCCUAACCGCGACGAAAGGCAAAACAUGGUGGGGAAGACGCGAGCCCGGAAGUUGUACACCGAAAUGCUGACGAAGCCGCAUUGCCUGGUAAUGGACGACGAAACCUACGUCAAAGCGGACUUUCGUCAGCUGCCGGGCCUGUUGUUCUUCUCCGCAGAGGACAAAUUCAGCGUUCCGGAGGAGAUUCACAAGCAGAAACUAUCCAAGUUUGCCAAAAAGUACAUGGUGUGGCAAGCGAUCUGCUCUUGCGGAAAGCGGAGCGCCCCCUUCGUGAUGACCGGCACGGUAAACGGGCAGGUUUACCUUAAAGAGUGCCUACAGAAGCGCUUACUACCACUAUUGAAGCAGCACGAAGGCCCGACCAUCUCCUGGCCGGAUCUCGCUUCGUGCCACUAUUCAAAGGACGUGUUGGAGUGGUACGAAGCCAACGGGGUCACCUUCGUGUCAAAGGAAAUGAACCCGCCCAACGCGCCGGAGCUUCGCCCAAUAGAGAAAUAUUGGGCGAUUAUGAAGCAGGCCCUCCGGAAGAACCCAAAAGUUGUCAAAUCGGAGGCGGACUUCAAGAGAAAAUGGAUUUCUGUUCAAAAAAAAACUACAACCUGACAUUGUACAGAACCUUAUGGACGGGGUAAAGAGGAAGGUGCGAGCAUACGGGGUUGGGCUCGAAGUAUGAAUAAAAAGAAAAUGCUAAAAGUUGUUUAAUAAUUUUUAUUUUACUGUCUAAAAUUUUCAAAAGGAUCGGUCUGGGCGAAUUUCUACAGCGUUUUUUCCGUGAUGCAAUUUGAUGUGACACACCCUUUAGUAGGCAAAUUAUUGUUUGUUUUUGACGUGCGCUUAGCGUGAACAGGUAGAAUAUAACCGUUUGUUAAUGGUUAAAUUUCUCUCGUAAUUCAUCACUGAUCAUCGUUAUCAGUUAACUGUUAUUGCUUGGUAAGUGUUUCACAGUUGAUCAUUAAACAUAAUGAAGUAUAUUGUAAUUUUUCUUCAAAAAAUUAUAAAAUAAAAUGUCCGAAAUUUGAAUCGAAUUUUUUUCCUACGUUUCAUAUUUCGUACAGUUAAAAUUGGUGAUACUACAAUGUGCGUUUUCAGGUUUAUUAUGGAUGCGAAGCGUAAAUAUAAUAACGACAAAGUUGAAGACGCUUUGGAUGCCAUUCGAGCAGGAUCAUCUAUCCGUACUGCUGCAACCCAAAAUAUAAAAUCCUCAGGAAAUCCUUAGAAUCAGUGUGGGCCAACAUGCAAAGCGGAUGUGGGCGGAUGGAUGCGGAUGAAUGAGAGCGCAUUUAAGAUAUAUAAAUAUACACUAGUAAUAUUGUAACUAAUAACAAUAAACAUCAUGGAAUCAAAACAGGCUCUUCUGUGGAUAAGAGGAGACCCCGGCCAGGAUGGUCGAAAAAUCGAAUUUUCUUUUUGACGUAGGACUACGUCUUUCAUUUCUAUACCGGGGUGUAAAACCAACGUUUCGAGAACGAAAGCGUUACGCUGGAGACCGAGAUUUUGAGCGUUAAUAGCUCUUAAACAACUGAACGAAAUGGUAUGAUAAACACUUCAUUUCAAAGAUAAAAUGUCUACGCGUCAUAUACUUGUUACUUUUUCAUCCAAAAACUUGUUUCAAUAGUCUUAAAAUUGCUUUCAAAACAGGCUAUUGAAAUCAAAAAUCGGUAUAUAAGCGAGCGCCGCUCGUAAACCCACUCAGUUAUGAUUGAACAGAGAUUGGAGCAUGUUGUCGCUGUUGUUGUGAAGCUAAUUUCGUUUAUCAUGAAUGCGCUGAUGAACGGUGUCACCAAGAGCCUGUGUGUGCACCUAAGGCCAAAAGGGAAUCCAUCAGGAGGAGAGUGAUGCCACGGUUCCGCUUGAAACAUCGGAGCAGCCGCCACACACACACACACACACACAUACACGCGCGGAAUUCUCGUUGCUAUCAUCGUUGCUGAAAAAUAAUCUGCCAGUUCCCCUGGGAAUUGAAAAAUACAUUCAAGCGAAAUAGUUUAUUUUAAUGUUUUCUAUCCAUAUAACACUGCAACCAAAUACAUUUGGUUUUGUUAUUUUUCAAUCAAUCGCAAUUAACAGGAAAGCUUCUGAAUAUUUUUUUCCCCAUCAGUGGAAAUUUUCGUAUCCUAUAUUGGAUGCAUAACAUGAAAAACGGAAAAUGUUUCACAUCGCGAAAAUCAAGUCAUUUUCGAGCGAUUAUUUGCUUACUACUCAUAUAAUGCUUCGACCAAAUACAUUUCGUUUUGGAUUUUUUCAAUCAAGUGCGAUCAACGUAAGACCACGUCUUUCGGCAAUUUAUUAGAGGUGCAAUGAAUCUUUAGGAAUUCCCGCUCUACGCGCACUGGCAAACAAUGUUUACUCAACAAUUUCUCAAACUAGAAAUGGGUGUUGUGAGAGAGGAUUAGCGAACGCGAAAACGACAAACGGGAGAAACAUACGUUUGGAGGUUGAAGGAAAUUGGCAGAAAACUUCUCGAGCUCGUUAGUCUUUCGCAGACAGCUCGUUAGUCAUUCGGUGGUAAGGCACACGAAGUCAGCUCGGAUAAGCGCAUCAGCCGCAGAAAGCGUGAAGAAGCCACAUCGCUAUCGACCGGGAACUUCGCAUGAAAUUCGUCGCUAUCAGAAGUCGACCGAAUUGCUGAUCCGCAAGCUACCUUUGCAGCAUUUGGUUCGUGGAAUUGCUCAGGACUUCAAAACCGACUUGCGCUUCCAAAGUUCCGCGGUUAUGACGCUGCAGGAGGCUUAUUAGAAGAUACCAAUUUGUGUGCUAUCCAUGCAAAACGCGUCACAUCAUGCCCAAGGACAUUCAGCUGGCCCAUCGAAUCCAAGGAGAGGGUGCUAUAUUAGCUUAGCAUAUAAUCAUCGGCCCUUUUCAGGGCUCCAAAUUUGAUGGAUUAGAGUUUAGAAAAGUUUUUUGCAGGCCAAACUGAAACGAGAAUUUUCGUUUGGAUGCCAUACAGCAUCGAGAAAAUUCCGGAAAGAUCUAAUCGUUGCUGAAAAAUAAUCUGCCAGUUCCCUGGGAAUUGAAGAAUACAUCCAUGCGAAAGAGUUUAUUUUAAUGUUUUCUAAUUAUAUGGCGAACACAGCGACCAAAUACAUUUGAUUUCGUAAUUUUUCAAUCAAGUGUAAUUAGCUGGAAAGCUUCUGAAGAUUAUUCUUUCCCAUCAGUAGGAUAUUUUCGUAUCCAAUAUUGGAUGCAUAACAUGAAAAACGGAAAACGGUAUCGCGAAAAUUAUAUAAUUUUCAAUCGAUUAUUGCUCAGUCGCCGAAAUUUUCAUACUCAGAGAGUUCAUUCUCCUCUAGUUUGCCUUCCAAAUUGCCAUCGUAAACCACACCUUCUCUCGAUUCAAUCACGCACGAAAAGCAUACUGAAAUGAUAUUCUGGUGGUGAAACCGAUUCAUUUUUCGUGAGGCGUCGUGCACAAAUUACGUAACGCGAUAAGGGGGUAGAUGUUGCGUUACUUUCUGUUUAUUAGAGAUAGGAAAUUGCGUUACGAAAGGGGGGAGGGGAGAGGUGGUUCAAAAUUCGGAUUUUUAGCGUUACGUAAUUUGUACACGACGCCUGAGGACAUCGACAAGACAACAUCGUUACUGAACGAGCUGAACGGCGAGGGAUCGAGGGAUUCAUUACCUGGCCUGACCUGACCUGAAAUGUAAUCAGUUUGUUUUAACUGUGAGGGAGCGCAGAAAAGCCGAUGCUGAUACUCUCGUGACCAAGAGAGUAUCAGCAUCGAAAUACGGUUCCUCGGGAAGACAUAGAAGCAGCCGCCACACACACACAUACACGCACGCAACUCUUUUCGUUUGCUGGUUAUCGAGAGGAAACCUGGAAAGAAAUGAUCGUUGCUGAAAAAUAAUCUGCCAGUUCCCCUUGGAAUUGAAAAUUACAUUCAAGCGAGUUUAUUUUAAUGUUUUCUAUCCAUAUAAUACUGCGACCACAUACAUUUGGUUUUGUGAUUUGUCAAUCAAGUGCAGUUAGCAGGAAAGCUUCUGAAGAUUAUUCUUCAGAACAAGGUUUUUUGUAUCCAAUAUUGGAUGCAUAAAACCUUGAGUCUCCAACGUAACACUCUCGUUUUUGAAGUCACCCAAAUAUUUAUUUAUUCAUUCAUUCAGGAUGGAUUUAGAUUCAACUUCAAACAAAUGAUCUCUAAAUCAACGAUAGUCCUACGUCACCCUUGCGGUUAUACCAUAGAUAUAACCCAAUUCCUGUUUUUUGAAUUUUUUAGUAAGCUCAUGUCCCAGAAAUUUCAUCCUGAAACGAUUUUUCGAUAUUCGAUUUCGUUGGGAUGUUACAGCCAAAAGUAUGAGAUCACCGUAAGGGAUAUAGUAUUGUAUUGUUAUACGUAUUUUUAAACGCGUUUUUCUCGAAACCAUGUUUUUUCUGCUGGUAUCGAUAUCUCAGGAGCUAAUCGACCGAUUUACCCAUUUUGGAAUUUUUUCUAAUUUUAAAAAACCCGUGUGUAACGCUUUAGGUGUUGUCCUAAGUUUCAAAAUAUUCUUUGGAAUUCGUUCUGCGACACGCCAUUGCUUCAGAACCGAUACCACCAUCAGGGUACCGAUUUUCAGACAACAUCUACGCUUCCAGCUGCCAACAGCGUAAUAAUCAUUAUUCGUUCACUCAAAAAAUGGAAAAUACAUCUUCAAAUAUACCUUUAACAAUAACCAAAAUACCCAAACACUUAAUUUUUCUCAUGUUUGAUCAUUUUAUUGCAUUAGUAAUUGUACAGAAAUAUAAGUUGAGCCUGAAACCACAAGAAACCGUUAUGCAAACAGAGUGUCCGAAAUUUGAAUUCACUCUGUCAGAAAUUCGAUUUUUUUUAAAAAUAGUGUCCGAAAUUUGAUUCUUAUCCACUUCAAUUGAAAAACAUUUUUAUUCGAUAAUUGUUGAUGUUUUUAAACAAAUAGGCACCAAAGUAGAAAGCUUAAAAGCUUAUUGAACUAAUUUAGUAAAAAUAUCCACCAAAUAGUACUUGUGCAUAAAGUUUAGAUCUGUUUUCUGCAUCAAAUGCCUAAGCGUCCGAAAUAUGAUUCAGAACGGUAAUUUGUAAAUUUUGUCCAAAAAAUUACAAAAUAAAGUGUCCGAAAUUUGAAUUUAAUCUGUCCGAAAUUUGAUCUAGUGUCCGAAGUUUGAUUCUUAUUCGCUUCAUUUGAAAAGCAUUUUAUUCGAUGAAUUUUUUAUGUUUUCAAUCAAAUAGGUACCAAAGUAGAAAGCUUAAAGCAUAUUGAACUAAUUUAUUAAAAAUGUCAUCCAAAUAAUACCUGUCCAUAAAGUUUAGAUCUGUUUUCUGCAUCAUAUGCCUUAAGCGUCCGAAAUAUGAUUCAGAACGGUAUCUCAAUAUCAGAGAUGCUUUAUUUUCGUUUUUGAGAUAUGAUUCUUCAAAGUUAACCGGUGGUCUGAAAAAUCAUUUUUCCCCUAAUAAAACAAAUAAAAAAGUUGUAAUAGAUUUUCAUUAUUUUUUUUUUGUAUUAUUUCAAUAACACAAUUCUUUAUAUUUUUUCGGUCGUUCUAGCAGAGCGAAACGGUGGUUACUACAAAAAAUGAUGACAUGGCUUGAGAAGAGGCCUCAAUCAUUGUAGUCGUCCCAUGAACUACUUCAGCUGGUGUUGAUCGUGGAUCAUUAUCACAUUGGAAUUGUCACAGAUAGAUCAACGAGCACGCAUCGAAAGUUAUACCAAAUAACAUUAACAACAUUUCGAACUGUGCAAAUUGCGUACUUUUUCUAACUACUAAUUCAUGCCAAUAGUUACCGGUCUUCAUUGCGGAGAGUCAGAAAACUCAUUUCUUUUCCAUACAAUUGCUAUCGCAAUCCUAAUAAACAAAUUACAUCAUGAAUGGUUUUCGCAAACUCAAUUGACUGAUUCUGAUUGAGUUAAUUAUAAUUCACAUGUUUGAUAGAAAUCUGAAUAUAAUGAAUAUAAUUUAAACAAAAUAAACACGUCGUUGUCGAUUAUCAAUAUCACAUUCCCUUGGUACUGGGGGACGGAAAGGUUUUAUAGGUGUUUCUUAUUGCAAGCAGAGCUUGUAUGGAUGGAGAGAGGCCAGGACUCCGACCGCGAAUCG